Molecule: messenger RNA, 2764 nt
Organism: Erpetoichthys calabaricus (reedfish)
Lineage: Eukaryota; Metazoa; Chordata; Cladistia; Polypteriformes; Polypteridae
Product: dual specificity protein phosphatase 13-like
Exons: 5
Coding region: 91-681 (196 amino acids)
Biological process (GO): protein dephosphorylation; negative regulation of MAPK cascade
Cellular component (GO): cytoplasm
Molecular function (GO): protein tyrosine/serine/threonine phosphatase activity; MAP kinase phosphatase activity
Source: RefSeq, a predicted model, not a curated record
GUGGCAAGGAAAGGACUGCGUGACGCAUUCUGUAAUAAGGGCAACUCAAAGGAAUACAGUCAAGAAAAAAGAAGAAAUUACAUUUAAAAGAUGGCUUGGAAGUCAGUUCGUGAAGAGACUUGGAUGAGUGGCGAGUACGAGACACCAAGCCUUUCUGCCCUUGAGCACUUGCUGUGGCUUAAUAAGCAUUCAACGGGGCACGUCCAUGAAGUUUGGCCAAAUCUAUACAUAGGAGAUGAGUACACAGCACGAGAUAAAACUGAGCUGCUCAGUCUUGGCAUCACUCACAUUGUUAAUGCUGCUCAUGGAAGGUAUCACGUUAACACUGGAGCAGGUUACUAUAGUGACAUGUAUAUAGAUUACUAUGGCGUGGAGGCAGACGAUGACCCGGAGUUUGACCUUAGUCCAUACUUCCACCCAACUGCUAAAUUUAUCAGGGCAGGACUUAAUUCACCAAAGGGUAAAGUAUUAGUUCACUGUGCAAUGGGGAUAAGUCGAUCUGCUGCUCUUGUUUUCGCUUUCCUGAUGAUAUGCAAGAAGAUGACUUUGGUUGAAGCUAUCAAGACAGUUGGCAGACAUCGGGAUGUGUGCCCCAAUUCUGGGUUUUUAAGCCAGCUUAGACAACUAGACAUCACCUUAGCAUUUGAAAGGAAAAGGAGAGAAGACCAUUACAGGCUCUGACCGUGAAUACAGCGACAUCAGCCUUGGAGGUGUAUCCACAGCUGGAUAAGAUUUUUUUUUAACUGUACCUGGAUGCAAUUUUUCCAUUAUUUAUUUAAAUUUAUUUCACAUAACUCCUGUAUUGUGUUCCUCCAUACUGAAACCAUUUUCUUUUUCUUACACAUAUUUUAUUAGGUUUAUAACUGAUUCCUUAUCCUUUUUUCUUUCAUUCAGUCUUCAUGUUAAUUUUCCAUUCACAUUCAUCUAUCAUUGCAUUACAGAAAGCAGGGGCAAAACAUAUAAUGCACUUUAACCAUUACAUUGUUUAGUGAAAUGUACUUUUUAAUAUAUAUUUUGUAGAGGAAGAGCUCAGUUGAGGAGCCUCUUUCUUUUAUUGAGCAGUGUUGCAGGAUAAUAGGAAUCAAAUAAAUUAAUUAUAUUAAUAUAAAUGAAGAUUUGGGGGAAAUUUACGGAUAAAAAUGGAGAUUAUGAACCUGUGAAUCACAAAUUUCAAACAAUUUAGAACCAUAUUUAUAUUAUGGUGGUGCAGGUUCUUUUGCUAGGGGGAACUUGUCGGUAUAACUGUCUGUGCAUUCUGAUCCUUCAAAAUGUUAUAUAGUGGAUUCAGAUAUUAUUCUGUCCCCUUCACUGUAUUCUGUGCUGCAGCCUUAUGCUAAAAUCAUUCAAAUGUAUUUGUUCUCCACAAUUAACAAUCAAUGCCCCAGAAUGACAAAGCAAAAACUGGAUUUUAGAAAUUUUACCAAGUUCAUUAAAAAUAAAAGAACUGAAAUAGCACAUUGACAGAAGUAUUCAGGUAUUUUGCCAUGACACGUGAAAUGUGGCUUAGGCCAUCCCUUUCGAUUGAACAUUUAAAAGAUUUUUCUACAUUUGCUUGGAGUACACCUAUAGUAAAUUCAAUUGACUGGACAUGAUUAGGAAAGGCAUGUGAAUGUCUAUGCGACGUACCUCAGCUGACAAUGUGCAUCAGAUUCAUGAGGUUUAAAGAAUUGCCUGCAGAGCUGUGUCGAGACACAUCCAGAGGCGGCUAGAAAACAAAUUCUGCAGCAUUGAAGUUUUCCAAGAGCAUGGUAGCCUCCAUAAUUCUUAAAUGGAAGAAGUUUAGAUCAACCAAGACUCUUCCUAGAGCUGGCCAAACUAAGCAAUCAUGGGAGAAGGAACUGGUAAGAGAUGUGGGCACACUGCUUGCACUCUGGAUUGGUUGUAUGGAGAUAGGAGAAAGUUCCAGAAGGACAACUAUCAUUGUAACACUACAUCAAUCUCGACUCCCACUUGGAGUUUGCAAAUAGGACUCCCAGAUCGGAUGAAACCAAGAUUAGAGUAAUGUCUGGAGGAAACCAGGCCUCACUCACCACAUGUGCUAUGCCAUUCCAGCCGUGAAGCAUGGUGGUUGCAGCAUUAUGCCAAUGGGAUGUUUUUCAAUGGCAGGGACUGGGAGACUAGGCAGGGUUGAGUGAAAUCUGAAUGGAGCAAUGAACAGAGAUAUCCUUAAUGAAAAUGUCCUUGAGUGUCCCAGCUGGAACCCAACUGAAUAUUGCUGGAGAGACCUGAAAAAAGGUAUCUAGAGAUGGGCUCCAUCCAGCCGGACAGAACUUUAGAAAAAAAUGCAGAGAAACUCCACAAAUUCAGGUGUGUGAAGCUUGUUGUAUCAUACAGAAGAUUAUUCCAUGCUGCAGUUACUACCGGAAGGACUUCAGCUUCAAGUAUUGAGUAAAGGGUCUGAAUACAAGUAUCAAAGAGUGGCUUUACAUGCACACCCAAAACCAGGAUAAGGCGAGUAAUCCAGUUAAGGCAUAAGCCUGGUUCUAACAAAGCCCCGUUGACAUGCACAUGUCCACUUAUGGAGUCCUCCUUUGGCAAAAUGCUCCAGUCACAUACAAAUUAAACCUCAUCUGCGGUCACCUUGAAUCUGAAAACAAGGCUGGAGCCUGUGCUUAGGGGCUUAGCAUUGUGCAUUCAGCCGAGCAACAUACUGUAUUUAGCAAUUUCCGAAAUACUGGGACGGAUUAUUUCAUCUGGGAGCAGAACUAAUGUGAUUGUCCGAGUGUUUAUACCUCAGGAAAUUCCUCUUGAUGCUUCCACCGUU